Molecule: messenger RNA, 6906 nt
Organism: Sycon ciliatum
Lineage: Eukaryota; Metazoa; Porifera; Calcarea; Leucosolenida; Sycettidae
Product: myotubularin-related protein 13-like
Exons: 47
Coding region: 277-6207 (1976 amino acids)
Cellular component (GO): cytoplasm; membrane
Molecular function (GO): guanyl-nucleotide exchange factor activity
Source: RefSeq, a predicted model, not a curated record
CUUUGAAUUUUUGUUUUCAGCUGUCGUAUUGUCAACAUGUACAAAACAUUAUUACAUGUAUGUCCGUCGUUCUGGAUUGGUGUGUAUCUUGGAAUGGAUGGCAUGCACUUGCUUCCAGAUGUAAAUCAGUGAAGAGCCUCAAAUAGCUGCCUUGUGUAUUCAGUAUUUGCCCCUAGUGGGGAGCCUGUCAAUCGCUUUGAUUGAAAGAGAGUUAUUGUAUAGUAGUCUUUUGUUUAUUGUAUCGGAUGAUAAAGUCAGCUGGUCUUGGAGUGUGGAAUGGAGGACAGUCUCGUGGACUAUUUUGCUGUUAUUGGCGUCAAAACAGCAACUUCUGAAGCGAUCCCAGAUUCUGUCGAGUCCCAUGUGUCGCCGGUAGUGCUACAGCGUUUUCCUGCUGAGGAUAUUGAUGACUGCCCAUUUCCUGGUGGCCUUGAAGUGCUGUGUCAUCCGCAGGGUUGGACAGUGUCACAUGAACCCAGCGAUCCAACCUUCUUUGUAUUCACGCUGACCGAUGUCAAUGGCAAGUUUUCCUAUUGCGCUGUGCUGACCUACUAUGAGCACCUGGACACCGUAGGUGACACUGUCUCGCAUCAGUCAACCAUCUCGUCCACUUCCAACGGUUUGGGUGGCGACACACUGGCUGCUGACGUCGAUGUCGUCUCGUCCUACGUACCGAAAUGCCUGUGCGUGCUGUCACGGCAUCCCCUGUACGGUGCCUUCCGGACUCUGCUAUGUUCCAUGUACUGUACAUUGGUGACGCAGCCGAUGGUCCUGCCUCAACUGGUGUCGCAGAUAGCAUACAGCUUAGUUGUGCCGCCCAGGACCAGACCAGUGCCAGCACUGCAGUAUCAGUUAGUGUCUGGUCACACACUAUCAGUGGCAUGUCACGAUGACUGGUCACCGCCCUUUGCCGAUGGAAGCGUCCUGCUACUCUUCCAGCUGCUAGGCAUUCGUAAUGUCCUGCGCUUGGUGGCAGCUUUGUUAGCUGAGAACAAGAUUGUGUUUUUGUCAUCACAUGUAUCCCAUCUUCAAGCUGCGAGCAGUGCCAUGCUCAGCUUGCUCUAUCCCCUGAAAUUCAGCUAUCCACUGAUUCCAGUUCUACCGGCAACGAUGGACGACUUCAUGGCUGCACCAACUCCGUUCAUCAUGGGCCGUCUUGCCGAUGUCCCGUUACCUGAAUCAGCAGAGCCGGAGCUGAUUGUUGCAGAUUUGGACCAGGGCUGUGUGAAAGUUGGUGCGGAUAUUCCACAACCACCUAGCUGGGGCAGUGUGACAGAGAGCUUCCUACUGAAAGCCUGCACCAUGGUGCUGCACCCAUCAUGGCUGACCAGUGAUAAUGCAUUCACGCAAGCUACAUCGGUGUCCAGUCCGGAACGGCAGGAGUACGAGCUGCGUGCCAUCUUUCUCAACCUGUGGGUGUAUUGGCUAUGGGGCUAUCGCAAUUGCUUGACUGUGCAGCGUAUACACGAGAACUUCUCUGUGAAGUUCAUGCAGGAUGAAUUCAUGCGUCUACGCCACCUGCAGAGUGACGACGUCUUGCGAAAGGUAAUGGACUCUCAAGCGCUGGUCAGUUUCAUACAGGACCGAGGAUCUCCGUAUCGUCUGAGCGAUUUCUUCGACAAGGCUGUAGGCAGUGAACAGUGCCCAGUGCUGAACUGCCCUGAUGCGGCAUUGCGCAAUAUGAUCAAGGACUUGACUGGCCACUUCCGAUCAGAGGAAGCCACUGUAUUCUCAUUGCCCGACAGGGAAGUGCGAGAGCAUGCAUCCUUUCCCAACAUCAGAAAUGCAACAGUGGACGAGUGGAAGGUAUCAUAUGUUGAGCAGGCGAACACGCAUAGGCAGACAUGGAAACGACACUUGCCUGAACCAAGGAUUAUUGCACAUGGACCUAAGCUCAGUGCUUCCCAGUCCGAUGAGAUAUCACUUAGCCAAGACAUUGCUCUUCUCAAGUCCUGCUUCAAUGCCAUCUUUGAAGAUCAGUCGGAGAGUGAGGCAAAUGCUGUUCUGAGAAGUCUGAUGCGCUCUCUCAAGUCACCCUGCAUACGCCUAGAGCUGGCUGAACAGCUAGACGCAGCACGUAGCAAGUAUGGGACUGCUCUGUCGGCGCAGCAGUUCUCUGUGCUCUCCAAGCUGGUCAACCGAGCCCUGCAAGCUGACUCUGGACCCCAGUCCGUUGGUCUGGCGGAGUUGCUUCUCCGUGUGGUCACCUCUUUUCAUACAAAACUGCCAUCCGGUACUGAGCAGUGUCUGUACACUGCGUGUCAGAGUAAUGUCAUCUGGAAGGAAGCAUCCUUCUGGUCCAGAGCGUUCUAUGCAUCAGUGCAGCAGCAUAUUGUAUCAAUGUACAUCAACCUAGCUGAAAAGGAAGAUGACGACGAAGAUGACGACGACGACUCACCCCAAGUGCCCAGGAAAGACUUGCCUGGCGGUGCUACCAGCCCCGGAUUUUCUUAUGACGUGGUGCCACCGUCAGCUGGCAGCGGGACGAUGACACUGAAGCGUCAGACGCUCCGUCCUCGUACGGCGUCAAAGGCUAGCGCUGACACCGUCUCACAGACGUUGACGCGCAACUUCAGAUUUCCAACAGUGGUCUCCAUCGAUGCAGAGAAUGCUCCACGCAAUCUCUCCGCGUCCUCUUCACCGAUGGAACUGGUGGCAGAGCAGUUACGCCUGUGGCCACAUCUCAAUCCCGCGCGUCAAGAAGAGCUUUCGGCCAUGGAGGAAGCAACUGUUUUUGCGCAGGCCAUUCUCUUCGCAUCCCGUAUGGUCUGGUUACAGCUACCCAUGGACAUAUCCGAUGACAAGCGUGAUGAUGCCAGCAAGGAAGUGGUCAACUUUGCACAGCGGUUCUUUUCUGGGAAAGCAGCUACUCUGGGAAUCAGUCCUGACCACUCUCAGGUUCUCCAGGACAGGAUACCUCAACUGGUCACCAUGCACCGUGAAGACUUGGAUUCCAUUGUGGAGGCUGUGGCCUUGCGUCGCUCUGAAGAAAAGGAGCGUAUGUUCAAGCCUGAUCUCCUCGAUCGUGAGACCCUGUACUCGGAAAACGUGCAUUGCUUUCUGUUACCAGAUGGCCGUGAUGUGGGUCUGGGUGUUCUCCCUGAUGGUCCUCUUCUUCUUCCAGCGGAGGGUGUGCUCUUCAUUUCUUCCUAUCGUAUCAUAUUCAAGGGAACACCACUGGAUUGCUCUGCUGGCGAUGGUAUGAUCACGCGAACCAUGCCGCUGGCUGCCAUUUUCCAGCCGAAGAAACUCUCGCUGACUGGUUUACCGUUCGGCAGUGAUGGCCUCCUGGUCCAGUCCACUACCUUUCAGGUAAUGCGACUGUGCUUCAGUUCCAAUGUCUCCACAAUGGAGGUUGAUCGCAUCAUCGUGUUGCUGGAGCAGAUGCGUUUCCCGUCGAUUUCCGAUCGCCUCUUCUGCUACAGCAAAGACAGGCCGUCUUCCCAUCGUUUACAGCACAGGAAUCAAUCACUGAAACACGAUCCGGACUCAUCUAUUGUACCAGCUGACUCUGCACCAAAGGUAAUGCGACGCGGUGAUAGGUGGACAGUUGCCAAUGCCGAUUCCGGCCUGGAUAAGGAAUAUGGCCGUUUAAGACUGGAUGUAUCAGGCUUGAGUAAAGGUGACACGGCUGGCAAGUGGCGCAUGUCGCUGGUGAACCGAACGUACCGUGUUUGCACCACCUACCCGUCAACAGUGUGUGUGCCAGCGUCGUGUUCAGAUGAGCAGGUCACUGGCGUUGCACAGCACUUUCAGCAGGAUCGCUUCCCCGUGGCUGUGUGGCGCAGUCCCGACAAUGGUGUUGUCAUUCUUAGGUCUGGUGCACCAUUUCGACGUUCUAAGGAUAUGCCUGGCAUUGUUAGUCGUCGUUCCGAUAGCGGAUUUGAUGUAACUGGGACUGGGAUAAAUGAUGACAGUCCACCAACCAAGUCAACAAAGUCACAGUCCAAGUCUGCCCAAGACAAUAUGAUUUCAGCUGAUGUGAUUGCGUAUCUGAAGCUAUGCUGCAGUCCACGACGGCGCAGGAACACAUCGGUGAUUCCGCUGUCACAACGUCGGGGCAAUUCAUUAGAUAGUGUGGUCAGUCCCAGCACCUCAUCCCGCCCCGUGUUGGCGUCCGCUCCGGCCAAGGACGUGUCGCCUAUGCAGUCGAGUUGGGGGCGCGAUGACGGAUUGAUGAUCCGCGAGCCUCUCCUGACUCAGGCCACUGAGGCGAGUUCCUCGGUUUUGGCACCGUCCGAUGUUUGCCCUCUCUACAUUAUAGGCAGCAAGCCACUGUCAGAGGAACUAGCCCCCAUGCUCAGCUUGCAGCUUGUUUUCUUGCCUGUGGAGAGUCCGGAUGUGCGUGCCAUCCGCCACAGCUUCCGCAAGCUGGUGCGUGCGUGUGCGCCACCAGAAGCAGGCAGUGAGUCUAGUCAUUUCUACAGUGCUGUGGAGGAGAGCGGCUGGAUGGAGCAGUUGCAAUGUAUCAUGCGCCUGGCCGGUGCUGUGGUGGACCUGGUUGACGUGCAGUGUUCACCAGUACUAGUCUGUCUAGAGGAUGGUUGGGACGUCACACCACAGGUGACGGCUCUAUCACAGCUCUGCUUAGAUCCGUACUACCGUACCGUGGAUGGGUUUGAAGUGCUGAUCGAGAAGGAGUGGUUGUCACUGGGCCAUCGCUUCUCGCGCCGUGGUCAGCAUGUGGAGGCCGAGGCCAAUGAAGAGUUUGCUCCCGUCUUCCUGCAGUUCCUAGACACCGUGCAUCAGUUGUUGCUCCAGUUCCCACUUAGCUUUGAAUUCAACCAUCACUUCUUGGAGUUCCUGGCCUACCACCAGAGCGCGCUGAGCUACUCCACGUUCACGCUGGAUAGCGAGAUCGAACGCAUCUCAUUGAGCACAAUGGACAAAGACGGUCGUCGCAAGACUGGUCGCAGUGUUUGGCGACACAUCAGGCGUCAGUGGUCCUACUCGCCUGUGUUCUGUAACCUGAGCUACAACCCGAACUCCACCAAAGUGCUGCGUCCCUACUCUGGCAUUAGUGACUUGCGACUGUGGCAGUACUACGUACGCGACUCGCUCACCAAUCCCACGCGCUAUGAUAUUGAACCAGAGUCGACUCCAUUCCCGACACGCUCCUUCAAGGAUAUGGAUGCGAGCACAUCGCUCAUGGCAACGCACGGUCUUCCAUUCACCGCUCGCAAUGUUCUGGAGUUGCCCGUGGCCAAUGGUGAUGCGUUGCUGGUUGAUCAUAUCAGUUGUCUGCUGUGUGAACAUCGGCGGUUGUCCAGCUUGGUGUCUGACAAAGCCUCACCGUGGCAGAAGACAUGGCGUGCAGAGCUGGCAGCUGCGCGUACUCAUCGAACAGAGGAAAGGGAACGUGAAGUAACGCUGGCCAAGUCCCACAGCUUGCACCAGCAUCGCCGAACGUCAGUUGAGGUGCUUCUGAAGGGCAAGCUGACUGGCCAGGCUCAGCAGGCAUUCUCCUACCCACAUCGCUUUGUCAUGCACUCCUUCAAGACACCCACUGUGUGCGACUCCUGCAAGCAGUUGAUGUGGGGUGUCAUUCGCCAAGGCUUGCAGUGUGCUGACUGUAGCUACAACUCUCACUACCGCUGUAAGCUGGUUGCACCGUCCAACUGCAAUGAGUUCAAGCGUGGCAGCAGCAGCACCAGCAGUGCUGGAGGUAUUGGCGUGGGUUCUAACAGUGAGGAGCCAGUCUUUACCUCAGCACCGGCUAAACCACCAACAGCACUGGCAAGGGUGACCGAGUCGCUGCUAGCACCACUCAAUCCAGACUCUGAUCCCGGCGCAUUCCGUGCGCGCUCCGCAUCCUCCAUGUUCUACAUGCAACCAACGGCAGAGAAGUUUCACGAGGGAUUUCUCUACAAGCGCGGUGGCAUACGCAAGAACUGGAAGAUGAGAUGGUUUGUCCUGAACAGCGAGGGCAUGGAGCUGUGUUACUACAAUGCCUUCCAGGAGACUCACUUGCGAGGCACCAUUGACCUGGAGGAAGUAGCCGAGGUCAACAAAGCCCCUGUGGCUGCAGGAGCACCACUGCAGGAGAAUGGAGCGGUGGGAUCGUUCUUUGAAAUCGUGACGCCCAAGAGAACAUUCCUGUUGAUGGCCACCAAUGACGAGCUGUGCCAAAAGUGGAUGGGGGCUAUCAAUGGUAGCAUUCAGCUGCAACGCAACCUGAUCGCGCAUCCAUCCUCUUCAGGCACAUGAUACCGGUAAUGAUUGUUGAGGCGAGAUUGUUUAUUUUAUUUUUUUAUGACUGUAACCGUGGUCACAAUAUCACCGUCGUUUGUCUGCAUGACAUGCUUCUUCUAUGCUGUUAACCGAGAAAAAACUGUUUGCGCUGGUUGUAGUUCGCAAUUUGUGAGCGCAGCCUUGUAGCUAGAGCUUGCUCCUGGACAUGUUUGCGACUGGAGUAAAAAAAAAUAGUUUUUCCACUUUUUCUACCCUUCGCCUUGCUUCGGAUCAUGCCAGUUUACUUUUGCAAUCAAUGAUUUCACACCCAUUGCACAAAACGAGAAUGUUUCCAGAAUUAGAAGUAAGGUUUCCUGUUGUUUUUAGUAUCAGUUUGCUGGUUUGGGACAUUCCGACAGAAUAUAUCUUGCAUAAUUAUAUCUUCGCAUUCAGCCACUGCAAUAUAGGGUCACCGAAAAAUAAUGAUAAUUCUGUAGGUCAUUGUUAUAUUUUACGGUCUUACCAUGUUGUAGAUUACCCCCACUCCCCUUUCAUACCUGACCAGGGUGUCCUCACACAGAGUAUUUGUUAGUAUUCGUUUUGUUCAUAUUUUUCCCGUAGGUUUUCUGUAUUCUCUGUACAUUUUGUACAAUUUUUCCUGGUUUUGUGCAAAUCAUGCAGUGAACAUUGCAAAUAAAUACAAAAAAUUUGAAAUAAAAUUAUUGUGUAAACAAA